GAAAAUGCCUCAACAUGAAAAGUGACAACCAGAGCUUCUUGGAGGAGUCCCCUGAGAACUUCAUCCUGCUGGGUGUUUCUGACAGGCCAUGGCUGGAGCUCCCUCUCUUUGUGGUCCUCCUGGUGUCCUACAUACUGGCCAUUUUGGGGAACAUUGCCAUCAUGCUGGUGUCCCGGCUGGAUCCCCAACUCCACAGCCCCAUGUACAUCUUCCUUGGCCACCUGGCCUUCCUGGACCUCUGUUACACCACCACCACAGUCCCUCAGAUGCUGGUCAACAUGGGCAGUUCCAAGAAGACCAUCAGCUACGGUGGCUGCACAGUGCAGUAUGCAAUUUUCCACUGGUUGGGAUGCACUGAGUGCGUUGUCUUGGCCGCCAUGGCCCUGGACCGCUACGUGGCCAUCUGCAAGCCCCUCCAUUAUGCCAUUAUCAUGCACCGUGCUCUCUGUCAGCAGCUCGUGGCUGUGGCCUGGCUCAGUGGCUUCAGCAACUCCCUUGUGCAGGUGGUCCUAACAGUGCAAUUGCCUUUCUGUGGGCGGCAGGUGCUGAACAACUUCUUCUGCGAGGUGCCAGCCAUGAUCAAGCUGUCAUGUGCUGACACGGCUGUGAAUGACGCCACACUGGCUGUGCUGGUGGCCUUCUUUGUGCUGGUCCCCCUCGCCCUCAUCCUUCUCUCCUAUGGCUUUAUCUCCCGUGCUGUGCUCAGAAUCCAGUCGUCCAAAGGACGGCGUAAGGCCUUUGGGACCUGUUCUUCCCACUUGGUGGUGGUCUCCCUUUUCUACCUACCUGCCAUCUACAUGUACCUGCAGCCCCCUUCUAGCUACUCCCAAGAGCAGGGCAAGUUCAUUUCCCUUUUCUAUUCCAUAAUUACUCCCACCCUCAAUCCCUUUAUCUACACACUGAGAAAUAAAGAUGUGAAGGGAGCUCUGAAAAGACUUCUGGCACGGAUUUGGAGGCUCUGCCGAAGAUGAAGAUCUGAGAUGUGUCAGUUUCCACUGAUUAAUGAACAUUGAGCAAGCAUAUUGUGUGCUCAGAGCA
Molecule: messenger RNA, 1038 nt
Organism: Nycticebus coucang (slow loris)
Lineage: Eukaryota; Metazoa; Chordata; Mammalia; Primates; Lorisidae
Product: olfactory receptor 2B11
Exons: 1
Coding region: 15-971 (318 amino acids)
Biological process (GO): G protein-coupled receptor signaling pathway
Cellular component (GO): membrane
Molecular function (GO): olfactory receptor activity; G protein-coupled receptor activity
Source: RefSeq, a predicted model, not a curated record